AUGUCGCAUGAGUCGUACGAAGACGUUGCCGCGCACUUCCGCGCUGUGCCUGGAACAGAAAUCCUCUUCGAUGAGGGCUCUAACACCGGCGUCCUCGUUGACGUAUCUCAAUUGAAGCAUCGGACUAAGGGCGACUCGCGCGUCCUGCUUGUUCCCCAGCCGUCGACCAAUGACCCAAAUGACCCGUUGAACUGGACGACGAUGAAGAAGAGCGUGAUCUUCUUCAAUGGCUGCUGGUAUGCGUUUAUGGGGGCUAUCACUGGCCCCAUCAUGGCUGCAGGCAUGAACCAGCUGGCUCAGACGUUCGGCAAGCCCUUGCAGGUCCUGACCUACGCGAACGGUGCUACACUGAUCAACCAGGGCGUGUGGAACAUAGUCUGGAUGCCCUUCGCUGUGAAAUACGGUCGACGCCCGGUAUAUUUGGCGUCGAGUUUUCUGAUGAUCAUGGGUUGUAUCUGGCUAGCAGUGGCUUCUAAUCAAAACUACACGGUGUUCAUCGUGGGUCGUGCCUUCCUAGGUGCAUGGGAAGCUCCAAUCGAGUCGAUCGUGCCCUCUACCAUCACGGAUAUAUUCUUCCUACAUAACCGCGGAGAGCUAGUCUCGAUGUAUGGAUUGGCAGUGCUCGGUGGCAACGAACUCGGCCCUAUGUUUUCCGGGUUGAUUGUCCAGGCAUUAGGCAUGGACUGGGCCUUUUGGAUCGUGACGAUAUUCAUUGCCGCGAACUUCAUCUCGAUCUUUGUCUUCAUGCCAGAAACCAAAUUUAUCGGAACCCGCCCGCAGGUCCUAUCAAAUAGGUUUACUCGGCCCGGUUCCGAUCAAUCCCCCGGUGCAACCGCUGUCAAUGAGAAGAAGAGUGUCUCGGUGAGCAAGGUACCCCAGGCGGUGCCUAAGGGAACGUGGUUACAAGAACUCCAGUUCUGGAGCAAGGGUGAGCCGGGCGUGAACCUGCUCCAUGUCUUUUUACGCCCAUUUGUUCUUCUCGCUUAUCCCACCGUGGUGUGGUCAUGCUUUGUGUACGGUCUAGCCCUGAGUUGGAACGUAAUUCUCGGCGCUACCGUGGCUCAACUGUUCUCACCUGCACCCUAUGGGUUUGACUCCAAAGCUCAGGGACUCUUUUUCUUGUCCCCCUUCAUUGGCUCGUUGUUUGGAGUGUACUUCUCUGGGCCUUGUGGGGACUGGAUUGCCAAUUUCUUUACGAAGCGCAACCAUGGUAUUCGUGAGCCUGAAAUGCGCCUGCCGACCUGCUUAGUCGCAGCAUUCUUUACCUUCUUCGGUGCUCUGUGGUUUGGUUUGUCUUACGAGCAUCAGAUGCACUGGACUAUGCCGGUCGUCGGUGCUGGUAUCCUGUCAGUGGGCAGCCAAAUGGGCACCACGCUCGGAAUGAACUACGCCCUCGACUGCCACCAGGGGCUCUCGGUCGAGAUCAUGGUGACCAUCGCCGCACUCAAAAGCGCAAUCGCUUGGAUCUGGACGUGGGUGAUUAACGACUUCCUCACUGCAAGCGGUGCUCUAUCCGUAUUCAUGACAGUCGCUGCUAUCAAUGUGGCUAUCUACCUAAUCUACAUCCCCUUCUACUACCGUGGCAAGCAGAUUCGAACGUGGAUUCACCGUGCGAACUUGUUCGAAGCCACCGGCCUGCAGUAA
Messenger RNA from Penicillium waksmanii, 1644 nucleotides. RefSeq lists its product as uncharacterized. The transcript has 3 exons. Bases 1 to 1644 code for a protein of 547 amino acids. Gene Ontology annotation, biological process: transmembrane transport. The record is from RefSeq and is a predicted model, not a curated record. Gene Ontology annotation, molecular function: transmembrane transporter activity. NCBI's taxonomy places the organism in Eukaryota, Fungi, Ascomycota, Eurotiomycetes, Eurotiales, Aspergillaceae.